GAGAACUCCCAAUUCUAUCAUAACUUAAGCAUUAUUAGCAUCUCUUACACUUGUCAAGCCCCCAUCCAUUGCUAUGCAUACUACUAGUAGCCACUGCACUAGGAAUGAUACUGCUUUAGUGAAUAAUGAUACUGCAUGUGUCGAUGAUAAAUCAAUUGUUCGUAGAUCGGGCAAUUUUCCUCCUCCAAUCUGGGAUGAUGAUUUCGUUCAAUCUCUUACCAGCGAUUUCAAGGGAGAAAUAUGCAAUAAAUAUGCAGGGGACUUGAAGGAACGUGUGAGGAUGCUGCUCAACAAAGAAGAUACAGACAACCUUAAGAAGCUUGAGUUAGUUGAUUCAGUUCAGAGGCUUGGAGUGGGUCAUCACUUCAAGAAUGAAAUUAUCAGAAUUCUGGAAGCCGUGAACAAGAAUGACAAGUGGGACGGCAAAGAUAAUCUGCAGGCCACAUCUCUCAAAUUCCGACUCUUAAGACAACAUUAUUUUAAAGUUCCUCAAGAGGUUUUCAAUGGAUAUUUGAACAAAUCAGGGAAGUUCAAGAUCAGUCUCGCCGGUGACAUGAAGGGUAUGCUAUACUUGUACGAGGCCUCAUACCAUUCAAAAACGAAUGAGAAGAUAUUGGACGAGGCACAACAUUUCACAACCAAACAUAUGAGAGAUUAUGUAAACAAUAACAACAGUAAAGACGAGAAACUUAGUAAACUUGUGAGCCAUGCUUUGGAACAUCCACUGCAUUGGACGGAGUCAAGAAUGGAAGCAAGGUGGUACAUUGACUACUUUGAGACAUCAAUGCUAGCAGACGAUAUAAAAGAUUCUGAUUUGCUUCGUUUUGCAAAAUUGGACUAUAACAUGCUCCAGGCUACUUAUCAAGAUGAACUCAAAGAGAUGUCAAGAUCGUGGAAGCGCAUACAAUGGGAAGAAAAAUUUAACUUUUCCAGGGGAACGUUGGUACAGGGUUUCUAUUGGAGCCUGGGUAUCAAAAUUGGUUCUGAGUUUAAAUAUGCAAGGAACGUGCUCAGUGCUCUUAAUGUCUUCAUAACAACUAUUGACGAUAUCUAUGAUGUCUAUGGUACUUUAGAGGAACUUGAACUGUUGACAAAAUUAACAAAAAGUUGGGAUGCGGCAGAUCUGGACCAACUCCCAGAUUUUAUGAAGAUCUGUUUUACAGAAUUCUAUAGUGAGAUCAAUAAAUUAGAUGAUGUAGCUCAACGUGAACAUGGUGUCUCCAUCCUUCCUUACAUCCAAAAAAUGUGGACUGGUCUUUUUGAAGCUUAUUUGGUGGAGGCCAAGUGGUACAACAGCGGAUAUAAACCAAGUCUCAGUGAAUACCUCGACAAUGCAUGGGUCUCAAUAUCAGGCCCCGUAAUCUUAACCUAUACGUACUUCUUGACAGCAGAUUCGGUGAAGGAAGAAGACUUGCAGUGCUUAAUGACUUAUCCAAACAUCCUUCGUCAUUCAGCAACUAUUUUGAGACUUGCAGAUGAUAUGGGAACUUCAUCUCAUGAAAUGGAGAGGGGGGACAAUCCAAAAGCGAUCCAAUGCUACAUGAAUGACAAGGGUGUUUCGGAAGACAAAGCCAGAGAACACAUUAAGUACUUGGUAACCGAGACAUGGAAGAAGUUAAAUGAAGAGUGUGCAGAAUCUCCUUUGCCCAAGUCAUUUAGAGAAAAUUGCUUACAUCUGGCAAGGAUAGCUUGUUGUGUUUAUUUAUAUGGAGAUGGACAUGGUCUCCCCAGUUCCCGUGACAAAGAGCGUCUGUUGUUUCUGUUUGUUCACCCCAUUCCUCUUUGAGCAAUUCUCAGUUCAACCUGACAAAAUGAAAUAAGCUCAGCACUCCAAAAAUAAUUAAUCCAGAUUUUGAUUGGUGACCGAGACCGUGCAGCCUCAAAGCUUCGAACGUUCUGCUGUGACUGAUCUCAUCUUUAUAUUUCAUCAUUUCUUCCACUCUCUUUCCAGUUUCUUUAAUUUAUGUUGUUGAUGAAUUUAGUAUGGGGCAUAACAACAUGUUAUAUGUUAAUUUAUGUUGUUGAUGGUUGUGUUUUGUUUGUUUGCUUUCAAUAAGUUGCUCCUGGUAAGCAUAUAAACCUGAGUGUUGUCUUCAUUUUUAUGUUUGAGAUAUUAUCAAGUUAUGAGAUUUCUCUUUUUC
This is a messenger RNA of Daucus carota subsp. sativus, 2141 nucleotides long. Its product is annotated as terpene synthase 10. Gene Ontology annotation, biological process: diterpenoid biosynthetic process. The coding region runs from base 74 to 1786 and encodes 570 amino acids. Gene Ontology annotation, molecular function: magnesium ion binding; terpene synthase activity. The record is from RefSeq and is a predicted model, not a curated record. NCBI's taxonomy places the organism in Eukaryota, Viridiplantae, Streptophyta, Magnoliopsida, Apiales, Apiaceae. The transcript has 7 exons.